CUGUGUGUGUGUGUGUGUGUGUGUGUGUCUAUCCCUGCCAUCACCCCAACAGAAGACAGUAGUAACAGAGAGGGAGAUAGAUAGAAUGGCACCACCGUGUUUCUCUCUCCUCCUCGUUUUCUUGCUCACACUUUCUCUCUCCUCCCAUUGCUACUCCGCCUCAUCAAAAAAAGCCGAUGAGCCAAAAGAUCUGGUCCGUUCAUCAUGCGUCCACGCCAGUUACCCUGACAUCUGCCUAAAAACCCUCUCGUCGUACGUGGGACCAGCCAAGACGCCGAGGGACCUAGCCCAGGCCGCCGUGAAGGUGAGCAUCUCCCGAACCAAGAAAGUGUCGGGCUUCCUGGCGACGCUCAGGAGCGGAAGCAAGAGAGAGAAAUCGGCGCUGAAGGACUGCGUGGACCAGAUAGCAGAUUCGGUGGACGAGCUGAGCAUGACGCUGACGGAGCUGAAGGAGCUUCGCGGGGCGGCGUUCAGGUGGCACAUGAGCAAUGCGGAGACUUGGGUGAGUGCGGCGCUGACGAAUGAGGACACUUGCCUUGAUGGGUUCAGGGACAUUGAUGGGAAGGUGAGGUCUGAUGUGAAGCAUAAGGUCACCAAUGUAGCCAGAGUCACCAGUAACGCCCUCUACCUCAUUAGUCGCCUCGAUCAGCCUCGUGGGAAACCCAUUGGGAAUCCUUGAAGAUUGGACGGUUGUGAUUUCGUUUGUUACACUAUUAUGUGAUAUAUACACGCAUGCUUGCUGCGUCUAUGUAUGUGCUGUGUUUCACUCUCUCUGUUUUUCUUCUCUUCUCUAUUUUACCCUUCUAUAUGUGUCUGUAAUAUAUUACUGUACUAUAGUACUUGUUCAUCAGCUAUAAUGAUAUACUAAAGUUUCUCUCUUUCCCUAA
This is a messenger RNA of Cornus florida, 887 nucleotides long. RefSeq names its product pectinesterase inhibitor 3-like. Gene Ontology annotation, biological process: negative regulation of catalytic activity. Bases 86 to 679 code for a protein of 197 amino acids. Lineage: Eukaryota; Viridiplantae; Streptophyta; Magnoliopsida; Cornales; Cornaceae. The record is from RefSeq and is a predicted model, not a curated record. Gene Ontology annotation, molecular function: enzyme inhibitor activity. The transcript has a single exon.